GUUGACUACAAAACGUGAUAACCUCGAUUCAGUCGAAUCAAGACUUAUAUGUAAAAAUCUUAUCGCCGUUUUGAGUAAACCUAUUGAGUGAAUAGCAAAUUUCAGAUUAUAAUUAGCUUAAAUAUAAUGUAAACAAAUCUACAUACUGAUGGGUAUUUUGCGGCAUUUAUUAUGCCAAACGAACAGUUUCAAUUUAGAGCUCGUUGUGAGCACAACAAAAAUGUGGAGUAAAAAUAAAUUAAUUCAAAUAAUUUGGGCACUGCUGCUAAUACAGCUGGUAGCUGCCGGCACUACAAGACAGGACAGGUGGGCCGAAGAUGCUGUAGAACCCAACGCAAAUGAAGAUGUGGAUGCCGAUGGGUUUCGCACCUUCACACGUCAAGGCGUAACAUUGCGCAUUCAGCCACACACCAGAACCAUACGCAUUGACGGUAAGAACGCCAGCCCGGCACAACUGCUGGAGCAAGCCAAGCAGGCAAGACAACUCGAAUUGCUCGCCGUGCGCCAGCUGCUAAACACGAAAUAUCCCGUGAAGCGAACAAGUUUCGAAAAUGGACGUAAGCAGACGAGCACAUAUACGCUGGAACCGGACGGCAGCAUUGUAUGCAAGAUAGUGGAAGAUAUUGAUAUGGACGAUGUGGAUCGUCGUUUUGAAGAAAUUUUCCAAAAACAACGCGAAAAGCAAGCGAAAGAGCAACCGAAUAAAAUCGCGGAUUGGGAAUGGUCAGAGGACGAUGAUCAACCGGCGCAGCGCCCAAGUAUAUUUCGUGCGCCGCUGCAGCCUUACCCCGCUGGUAAACCCUAUGUGCCAACACCACCACAAUCACCACAACCGGCAGAGCAACAGCCAAAUUUCUACCAGCCACCACGAUUUCAACCAGCGUGGCCGACACGCGAUCAAGACGAUCCCUUCAAUCCAGCAGAGUUGCCCAAAAUGAACGGUUUUGAUGAUGAUGAGGACAUUUUAGGCACAUACGAUAAGCCCGCGUCUACACCGGUUGGACAGACAAACACUUUUACGAACACAAACACCGACAAGGAUGGCAAUACAGUGCAUACCACUUUGACGACAGGACCAAAUGAGUGGAAACGUAAAACUGUGAAAAUAUCGACGAACACACAAACCAGACCAAUAGCAGAGGAGUCUACAACAGUGCGUAAUAUACCAAAUUUAGAAGAUUUUCUUAGAGAACAAUACAAUCCAAGUCCGCAGGCCAAACCAGAGUCAGCCGCACCCAGUUUGACAACUUCAACCACACCCAGAAUCAUAAAGACCAUCAAGGUUGAAGACUUACCACCUUUAGCUGUACUCAAUGCCAACAGGCCGGUAGAUAAACAAUUUCUACAACCGCUCACACCCAAUGCCACCGGUGACCAGAAACCUAUUAAAACACUCCAUGUGGAUAAUAUACCACCCAGUUUGGAUUCAGAUACGGACCGCUAUGAACUAACUAAAGUGCAGACGCUAAAAAAAACCAUACGUGGCAAUCAAAUACCCACAGUAGCUGAUUUAGAUUUCAAAAUGUUGGAAAUGUUACAACGUGCUGGCAUAACUCCUGAAGACAUUGCCCACGCGAACGGGCAAACAAUAACAAAGACUCGCGUAGAGCCAGACGGUCGUAGAGUGACGACUACAUAUCGCAUAAAUAGAAAUUACGGUGGCAAUAUGCUUGAACCUUCAUCUUACGAUACACCCAACCGCGAUGCUACAUACCUUAAAGACACAAACAACUGGCGUAGAACUUAUGACAUACCAUCGGUUUUCCGCGACCCACUGCCACCUAAACAUCAGAGCGCUAGCCAUUUUGGCGUCGAUUUCACACCUUUUGCUGCUGACUCUGUGGCGGCUGCUGUUACCACCACUACUACUGUGCGACCUUUGAUACGUGACCGUGAGCCUUUGGAGCCGCAAGAUGAAGAUAAUGAAAAUGCCGUCACGUUAAAUCCUUUACUCAUACAUCCGGUACAACCGGUCGUCACAAAGACUUUAACUGCUGGUAAUCCGAGCUUGGUUGGGGUCAAAAGCCCUAUCGCGGAUUUUUUGGCCAAAUUGGGUUUAUCGGUGGGUGAUUUGCACGCCAGCAGAGGCGAGUAUGUCAAAAGUAUAGUCGAUCCGGAUGGAAGUGUACUAACCGCACGAUUUAUUCUAACUGGUGGUAUUGCUCACACGUCCAAAAAGUAAUUAAUUAUAAAGAUAGUUUAUAUUAUUUGCUCGAAUAAAAUUUGUUUUCGAUAUUAUUAAAAA
Bactrocera oleae (olive fruit fly) is the source of this 2245-nucleotide messenger RNA. Its product is annotated as mucin-2. Lineage: Eukaryota; Metazoa; Arthropoda; Insecta; Diptera; Tephritidae. The record is from RefSeq and is a predicted model, not a curated record.